AUGACUGACGAGCUUAGUGGGAUUGUUACUGCUUCCGGAAGUACUGUCGUUGGAAGUGCAUCAAAUGAAUCACAACAUGUCUUUGAAAAAGAGCUUCCAUCAGAAGGCUGCUCUCCAGCCCCAUCAAACUGCUCGUUCAUCAGUGAGCAGGAAAUCCCGGAAGCGAAUUUUCUUCAUCGUCAAUCACCCGCUAACUUUUUGAGAUUUCUACCGCUUAGUCAAGCGUCUCCCAGUGCGUUUUCCGCUUUUCCACCCCGCCCGGAUUUUCUUAAUACUUCUGUAGCUGAUUCCGAGACGUCCUCGCGCUCAUCACUUGACGGGUCCUUCUUGUCGAAAGAAUCUACGGAAUGCACUGAGAAGUUCAGAGCACGUCGAUCUGUUCGAAAAUUGUCAUCAUCGUCUAGUGAUUCAGAUGGGAGUGAAUUGACAGUUGGUGGUGGCUCACUGGAUGGAGAUGAACCAGUAUUGAGAAAACUUAGCAAGACCAAGGUAUGCAAAUACGAAAAUUUGUGUGAAGUCAUCAAUUUAUGA
This is a messenger RNA of Strongylus vulgaris, 531 nucleotides long. The record is from the annotation of a GenBank genome assembly. Lineage: Eukaryota; Metazoa; Nematoda; Chromadorea; Rhabditida; Strongylidae.